AUGACGUUGGAGCGUCUGGCACAAUCUUGGGCCUCCCAAUGCCUUUUUAAGGCUCCCGACCCCUCCCUCUGUCCACUAUACUCCAAUGUUGGUUACAACAUUGCACUCGCCAGCGAAUAUAACCCAUCGCUGUCUGAAUAUGUCUGCCAGUGGCUGCGUGAAGCCCGGUUCUACAAUUUCAGUGCCAAUACAUGUCGCAAUGUCUGUAGCCACUACAAACAGAUCGUUUGGGCAAGCUCUGCCCGGUUGGGCUGCGCCGUGCAUCAAUGUGAUGGUCUCAAUCCCGAAUGGCCUGAUCCACAAUACCUCACCGUCUGUCUCUACAAGCCUGCGGGAAAUGAAGGUGAUCAAAGACCGUAUGAAUUCGGGCUUAGCUGCAACGGGUGUCCCACGGGAUGCUCGUGUCGGCGCAACCAAUGUGCGAAAGACUUUACCAUGGCGGAUCUAUACCCCACAUCGGUGCUGCAAAAUGCCAACGACAGAUCUGUUCCUCUAUGUCUGCCACCCAAAUCCUUCAGCAAAAUUAAGUUCCUGUAA
Molecule: messenger RNA, 537 nt
Organism: Hydatigera taeniaeformis
Lineage: Eukaryota; Metazoa; Platyhelminthes; Cestoda; Cyclophyllidea; Taeniidae
Source: the annotation of a GenBank genome assembly